AUGAGGCAACACCAAUCGACAUCACUGUCCCCGUGGUUGACAUGCCCACGUCAGGAUUUGUCCACUGGCUGGCUACAAUGCGAUGCUGACCCAUUGUUUAAACCUGAACCUUUUACUUUACCUGCGUGGAUUCCUGGAUGGUUUCCUUGGAAGGAAAUGGAGGUUCUCCCUGUUCAGUGGCAUGCUUUAUGCCUCGGUUUGUUCGCAUCAAUCAUAGCACCUUUCGGAGGGUUUUUCGCUAGCGGGUUUAAAAGAGAAUUCAAAAUCAAGGACUUUGGUGAUAGUAUUCCAGGACAUGGUGGAAUCACUGAUCGAAUGGACUGCCAGAUGGUAAUGGCAGUAUUUGCUUACAUAUAUCUCCAGUCAUUUAUCGUCUCCCAAAGCGUUUCCGUUGACAAAAUCCUGGACCAGAUAUUGACGAACCUUAGCUUCGAGGAACAACAAGCUCUCUUCACGAGAUUAGGGCAGAUGAUUGGUAACUCGUAGUUUUCACUGCCCAAAAAAACUUCUCUUCAGAUUCUGUGACUCUCGAUUGUCCUUUUAUCUAUAUCAGUACUAGAGACAAUAAGUUUGAAAAUUGGAUGAGAUUUGUUUGCUGGCAUUUGUAAAUCCUCUUGAAGGUUGUCCAACGUAGAAGUUUUUUUUUAAAAAGUCUUCACAUUUGAUACAAAUAGGUUUGAAGGUGUAUCUUACUAUCUACUUAUGUAGUAGCAUCGGUGCUUCAUUUGUUUUUUUUUGUAUAUGGUUAAAGUUCAAACGAACCUUUUUUCUUUCCA
Raphanus sativus (radish) is the source of this 776-nucleotide messenger RNA. Its product is annotated as phosphatidate cytidylyltransferase 1-like. Bases 1 to 486 code for a protein of 161 amino acids. The record is from RefSeq and is a predicted model, not a curated record. Gene Ontology annotation, cellular component: endoplasmic reticulum membrane. Lineage: Eukaryota; Viridiplantae; Streptophyta; Magnoliopsida; Brassicales; Brassicaceae. The transcript has 7 exons. Gene Ontology annotation, molecular function: phosphatidate cytidylyltransferase activity.